ACCAAGAUGCGCGACGACGACGAGUCAAGCAGCGACGACGAAGACAUGAUCGACGUCGACUUUGAAUGGUUCGACCCCCAACCCGCCGUCGACUUCCACGGUCUCAAAACACUCCUCCGCCAACUCCUCGACGUGGACAACGACCUCUUCAACCUCUCCGCCCUCACCGACCUAAUCCUCUCCCAACCCAUGCUCGGCAGCACCGUAAAAGUCGACGGCAACGAAAGCGACCCCUACGCCUUCCUCACAGUCCUAAACCUCGCCCAACACAAAGACCACCCCGUAAUCCAAGACUUGACAAAAUACCUGUCGCGCAAGGCAACCUCCAUCCCCAGCUUGGAAUCCACAUUGCCGCAAUUAUUGGCCCCAGAGUCAAAGGCAGAGGUCGGUCUCAUCCUCACCGAACGCUUCAUCAACAUGCCCUCGGAAAUCGUCACGCCAAUGUACACAAUGCUGCAAGAAGAAAUCCAAUGGGCGAUCGACGAAAAGGAACCUUACAAUUUCACCCACUACCUCAUCCUCUCAAAAACCUACACCGAAGUCGAGAGCAAGCUGGACGCUCAAGAAAACAGACCGCAAAAGAAGGGCAAGAAACAGCAAGAGGCGCUGACGUUCUAUUUCCACCCCGAGGAUGAGGCUUUGCAGAGGUUCAGUGUGGGAAGUGGAAACUUUGAUCACGACAAGGUGGGUGAGGACGGUGCGUCGGAUGCGAAGAGGGCGUUCCAGGAAGCGGGUAUUAGGCCGCAGGGACAUUUGAUUCUUGUCGAGGCGAGCAAGUUUAACGAUGCUAUCAAGGGUGUUGGUGAAUACCUGUCUGGCAACUAGAAGGC
Molecule: messenger RNA, 830 nt
Organism: Aureobasidium pullulans EXF-150
Lineage: Eukaryota; Fungi; Ascomycota; Dothideomycetes; Dothideales; Saccotheciaceae
Exons: 2
Coding region: 7-825 (272 amino acids)
Cellular component (GO): nucleus
Source: RefSeq, a predicted model, not a curated record